This is a messenger RNA of Nerophis ophidion (straightnose pipefish), 5316 nucleotides long. It is a transcript of the gene olfml3b, whose product is annotated as olfactomedin-like 3b. Gene Ontology annotation, biological process: signal transduction. The transcript is spliced from 3 exons. The record is from RefSeq and is a predicted model, not a curated record. The coding region runs from base 73 to 1242 and encodes 389 amino acids. Lineage: Eukaryota; Metazoa; Chordata; Actinopteri; Syngnathiformes; Syngnathidae.
UCUCGCCCACCUCUGAGAACCCGCCGGCUGCCUCCGCAUUCUCUCGCCGGCCUAAGAAAGAGCAGAGACAAAAUGAGGGGACUGCUCAUCUUGUUGGGUCUGGCGUGCUUGGCGGGCGCGCAGCACCAGGCGCUGAUCGACUACUUGGAGCGCCGGCUGCUCGCCAUCGAGGACCGGAUCUCCCUGUGGCACGAGCAGGUCACCCGCUACGCCUCGGAGCUGCGGGAGCUCAAGCAGCAGAUGCUGUUCCAGCUGGAGAACCUGGACAAGGAAAAAGAGAUGCUGCGGGUGAACCUGGAGGGCGUGGGGACCCGGGUGGAGCGGGUGGAGCGGGAGCUGGACUACCUGGAGACCCAGAACGGAGCGCAGCCUUGCGUGGACGUGGACCAGGAGCUGAUCGAGCAGCAGGUGACACUGGUGCAGGAGAAGCACAAGACCAAGUACGCCAAGCUCACUGACUGCAGCGACAUGAUCUCCACCAUAAAGGCCAUGAAGAUCUUGAAGCGAGUCGGCGGCUCCAAGGGCAUGUGGACCAGAGACACGGGCGGGGGCUCGGGGAAGGUCUUCAUCUUCAACGGGACGGACGCAGACACCAUCUUUGAGUUCUCCAGCGUGCAGGACUUCACGCGCUCGCAGGGCCUGUCCGAGUCCCGGCGGCUGAAGGUCCCCUCCGCCUGGAGCGGGACGGGCCACGUGGUCUACAACAAUCACGCCUAUCUGGUCACGCGGGGGGACGAGGUCACCCUGCUCAAGUACGACUUGAGGAACCCGGCGGUGGCGGACAGCGUGGUGUUCCCGGUCCAGGACCAGGUCCCGGUGUACGGCCUGAGCCCCGAGACGGCGGUGGACCUGGCGGUGGACGAGGAAGGCCUUUGGGCCAUCUACGCCACGCGUCAGGCUGAGACGCACAUCUCCCUGGCCAAGCUGGACGCCGUCUCCCUGGACAUCCAGCAGAUGUGGGACUCCAACUGCCCCAGGGAGAACGCCGAGGCGGCCUUCGUGAUCUGCGGGACGCUGUACGUGGUCUACAACACCCGGCAGGCGGGGCGCUCGCGUGUCCAGUGCGUGUUUGACGUCAACGACAUGGUGAGCGCCGACGACGCGCCGCUGGUCUACUUCCCCAAACGCUACGGCGCCCACGCCAGUCUCAAGUACAACCCGCUGGAGCAGCUGCUGUACGCCUGGGAUGACGGCUACCAGAUUCUCUACAAACUGGCCAUGAAGAAGAAACUGGAGCUUUGAGACACUAGAACCCCGCCGAGAGGAAGUCCUUUUGGCCGCGCCGCAUUGACAACUCUCAUUUUGUGUUCAUCUUGGUGAACUUGAACUGCGGACAACCUUCUGCCAUACAGGAUUAUGAAAGCAGUUUAGGUGUCACCUUGUGUAAAUGGUAAAUAAAAACAGAACACAAUGAUUUAAAAAUCAUUUUCCACUUAUUUUCAAUUGAAUAGACUGCAAGGAUAAGAUAUUUAACAUUCAAACUGCUAAACUUUGUUGUUUUUGUCAAUAUUAGCACAUUUGGAAUUGGGUGCCUGCGACAUGUUUCAAAAAAGUGGCUCUACAAAGCAAAGCCAAAGCCGUUUAUCAACAACACCCAGAAACACUGCCGGCUUGGCUAGGCCUGAGCUCAUCUAAGAUGGACUGAUGCAAAGUAGAAAAGUGUUUUGUGGUUAAGUAGAACAUUUCUAAACCAGCUGUUGCAAGGAAUUUAGGGAUUUCAACAUCUACGCUCCGCAAUAUCAUCAAAAAUGUCAGAGAAUCUGGAGAAAUCACUGCACGUAAGCGAUGAUAUUACGGGACCUUCGAUCCCUCGGGCGGUACUGCAUCAAAAAGUCACAUCAGUGUAUAAAGGAUAUCACCACACGGGCUCGAGAAGACUUUAAAAAAACACUGUCAGUAACUACAGUUGGUCGCUACGUCUGUAAGUGCAAGUUAAAACUCUACAAAGCAAAGCCAAAGCCGUUUAUCAACAACACCCAGACACACUGACGGCUUGGCUGGGCCCGAGCUCAUCUAAGAUGGACUGAUGCAAAGUAGAAAAGUGUUCUGUGGUUAAGUAGAACAUUUCUAAACCGGCUAUUGCAAGGAAUUUAGGGAUUUCAACAUCUACGCUCCGUAAUAUCAUCAAAAAUGUCAGAGAAUCUGGAGAAAUCACUGCACGAAAGCGAUGAUAUUACGUCCCUUCGAUCCCUCAGGCGGUACUGCAUCAAAAAGCGACAUUUGUGUGUAAAGGACAUCACCACAUGGGCUCAGGAAGACUUAAAAAAACAGUGUCAGUAACUACAGUUGGUCACUACAUCUGUAAGUGCAAGUAAAAACUAUACUAUGCAAAGCCAAAGCCAUUUAUCAACAACACCCAGACACACUGACGGCUUGGCUAUGCCCGAGCUCAUCUAAGAUGGACUGAUGCAAAGUGGAAAAGUUUUCUGUGGUUAAGUAGAACAUUUCUAAACCGGCUAUUGCAAGGAAUUUAGGGAUUUCAACAUCUACGCUCCGUAAUAUCAUCAAAAGGUUCUGAGAAUCUGGAGAAAUCACUGCACGUGGGCGAUGAUAUUACGGGACCAUUGAUCCCUCGGGCGGUACUGCAUCAAAAAGUCACAUCAGUGUAUAAAGGAUAUCCCCACACGGCCUCGAGAAGACUUUAAAAAUACACCGUCAGUAACUACAGUUGGUCGCUACAUCUGUAAGUGCAAGUAAAAACUAUACUAUGCAAAGCCAAAGCCGUUUAUCAACAACACCCAGACACACUGCCGGCUUGGCUGGGCCUGAGCUCAUCUAAGAUGGACUGAUGCAAAGUAGAAAAGUGUUCUGUGGUUAAGUAGAACAUUUCUAAACCGGCUAUUGCAUGGAAUUUAGGGAUUUCAACAUCCGCAGUCCGUAAUAUCAUCAAAAAGUUCAGAGAAUCUGGAGAAAUCACUGCACGUAAGCGGCAAAGCCGAAAACCAACAGUGAAUGCCCAUGAUCUUCGAUCCCUGAGGUGGUACUGCAUCAAAAAGUGAAAUCAGUGUGUAAAGGACAUCACCACAUGGGCUUAGGAACACUUCAGAAAACCACUGUCAGUAACUACUGUUGGUCAGUACAUCAGUAAGCGCAACUUAAAACUUUACUAUGCAAAGCUAAAGCCGUUUAUCAACAACACCCAGACACACUGACGGCUUGGCUGGGCCUGAGCUCAUCUAAGAUGGACUGAUGCAAAGUGGAAAAGUGUUCUGCGGUUAAGUAGAACAUUUCUAAACCGGCUAUUGCAAGGAAUUUAGGGAUUUCACCAUCCGCAGUCCGUAAUAUCAUCAAAAUGUCAGAGAAUCUGGAGAAAUCACUGCACGUAAGCGAUGAUAUUACGGCCCUUCGAUCCCUCGGGCGGUACUGCAUCAAAAAGUCACAUCAGUGUAUAAAGGAUAUCACCACACGGGCUCGAGAAGACUUUAAAAAAACACUGUCAGUAACUACAGUUGGUCGCUACGUCUGUAAGUGCAAGUUAAAACUCUACAAAGCAAAGCCAAAGCCGUUUAUCAACAACACCCAGACACACUGACGGCUUGGCUGGGCCUGAGCUCAUCUAAGAUGGACUGAUGCAAAGUGGAAAAGUGUUCUGUGGUUAAGUAGAACAUUUCUAAACCGGCUAUUGCAAGGAAUUUAGGGAUUUCAACAUCUACGCUCCGUAAUAUCAUCAAAAAGUUCAGAGAAUCUGGAGAAAUCACUGCACGUACUCCAUGAUAUUACGGCCCUUCGAUCCCUCAGGCGGUACUGCAACAAAAAGCGACAUUUGUGUGUAAAGGACAUCACCACAUGGGCUCAGGAACACUUCAAAAAACCACUGUCACUAAAUACAGUUUGUCGCUACAUCUGUAAGUGUAAGUUAAAGCUCUACUAUGCAAAGCCAAAGCCGUUUAUCAACAACACCCAGACACACUGACGGCUUGACUGGGCCUGAGCUCAUCUAGGAUGGACUGAUGCAAAGUGGAAAAGUGUUCUGUGGUUAAGUAGAACAUUUCUAAACCGGCUAUUGCAAGGAAUUUAGGGAUUGCAACAUCUACGCUCCGUACUAUCAUCAAAAUGUUCAGAGAAUCUGGAGAAAUCGCUGCACGUAAGCGGCAAAGCCGAAAACCAACAUUGAAUGCCCAUGACCUUCGAUCCCUGAGGCGGUACUGCAUCAAAAAGCGAAAUCAGUGUGUAAAGGACAUCACCACAUGUGCUUAGGAACACUUCAGAAAACCACUGUCAGUAACUACUGUUGGUCAGUACAUCAGUAAGCACAACUUAAAACUUUAUUAUGCAAAGCAAAAGCCGUUUAUCAACAACACCCAGAAACACCGCCGGCUUGGCUAGAUGGACUGAUGCAAAUUGGAAGUGUUCUGUGGCUAAGUAGAACAUUUCUCCACCAGCUGUUGCAAGGAACUUAGGGAUUUCUCCAUCCGAAGUCCGUAAUAUCAUCAAAAGGUUCAGAGAAUCUGGAGAAAUCACUGCACGCAAGCGGCAAGGCAGAAAACCAACAUUGAAUACCAGUGACCUUCGAACCCUCAGGUGGUACUGCAUCAAAAAGCCACAUCAGUGUAUAAAGGAUAUCACCACAUGGGCUCACAAAAUGGUAAAUGGGUUAUACUUGUAGAGCGCAUUUCUACCUUCAAGGUACUCAAAGCGCUUUGACACUACUUCCACAUUUACCCAUUCACAUACACAUUCACACACUGAUGGAGGGAGCUGCCAUGCAAGGCACAAACCAGGACCCAUCAGGAGCAAGGGUGAAGUGUCUUGCUCAAGGACACAACGGACUUGACGAGGUUGGUAGAAGCUGGGGAUUGGACCAGGAACCCUCAGGUUGCUGGCACGGACACUCUCCCAACCGCGCCACGCCGUCCCAAAAGACUUACAGUAACUACAGUUGGUCGCUACAUCUGUAAGCGCAAGUUAAAACUCUACUAUGCGAAGCCAGAACCAUUAAUCAACAACACCCGGAAACGCUUUGCUGGGCCUGAGCUCAUCUAAGGUAGACUGAUGCAAAGUGGAAAAGUGUUCUGGGUUCUGACGAGUCCACAUUUCUGGACCAAAGAGGAAAAGAACCAUUCGGACUGUUCUAGGCGGAAAGUGUAAAAGCCAGCAUGUGUGAUGGUAUGGGGGUGCAUUAGUGCCCAAGGCAUGGGUAACUUACACAUGUGUGAUGGUAUGGGGGUGUAUUAGUGCCCAAGGCAUGGGUAACUUACACAUGUGUGAUGGUAUGGGGGUGUAUUAGUGCCCAAGGCAUGGGUAACUUACACAUGUGUGAUGGUAUGGGGGUGCAUUAGUGCCCAAGGCAUGGGUAACUUACACAUGUGUGAUGGU